Molecule: messenger RNA, 1179 nt
Organism: Prorocentrum cordatum
Lineage: Eukaryota; Dinophyceae; Prorocentrales; Prorocentraceae
Source: the annotation of a GenBank genome assembly
CAGCGUGCGCUUGCCAGCCAGAUGCGCCUCGCAUCUGGCCGCCCGCUUGGCCGUUCAGCAUCUGGCAGCAAGCUCAGGGAGCCUUACCAGACGGGAGCCUCUCGGAGCCCGCACAGCGAGCGGGGCGGCGCCAUCGCAGCCGGCGGACGUGGGAGGACGCCGCCAAGAGUGGCGAGACGCCCAUGGCAGCAGAGGUCAACCGAGCGAAGAAGUACUGUCAGGUCAUCCGCGCCCUGGUCCACACCCAGGUCCAGAAGGUGAAGAUCGGCGCGAAGAAGGCGGUCAUCAAGGAGAUUCAGAUCAAUGGCGGCACUUCCGAGGCGAAGGUCGAUUACGUUAUGGGUCUGUUCGAGCAGGAGGUGAAGGUCGACAGUGUCUUCAAGUCGAGCGAGAUGGUCGACGCCAUCGGCGUCUCUGCUGGUCGCGGCUUCAACGGCGUCGUCACGCGCUGGGGCGUCACAAGGCUUGCCCGCAAGUCGCAUCGUGGCCUGCGCAAGGUGGCGUGCAUCGGGACGUGGCAUCCUGCGCGUGUUCAGUUCCAGGUGCCCCGCUCUGGUCAGAAGGGCUACGGCCACCGCACCGAGAUCAACAAGAAGAUCUACCGCAUCGGCAAGAGUGUCAAGGAGGAUCCCAACAGCGCAACGACCGAGAACGACCUUACAGAGAAGGGCAUCACCCCGCUGGGCGGCUUCUCCCACUACGGCGAGGUGAACGAGGAUUGGGUCAUGGUGAAGGGUGGCGUGGUGGGCACCCGCAAGCGCGUCAUCACCCUGCGGAAGUCGCUACUGCCGCAGGUGAAGAGGAAGGCUCUCGAGGAAAUCGCACUGAAGUUCAUCGACACUUCGUCCAAGAUGGGUCAUGGCAGGUUCCAGACGGCUGAGGAGAAGGCGGACCAAUGCUUUCUUGUGUAGCUUCCAAUGUCAGCGCUUUACGGCAGUUGAGUUGUUGAAGAGUGAGUCGCGCUCUCUCGCAUGCCUGAGUAUCUACCCCAGGGGGGGCACCUGGCAGCAGCAGUUUUACGCAGUAUGCGCCUGGCGUCGGGGUCCAUUUCGCUCCAGACCGAGACCUGUGCUUCGGAGGCAGGUUCUCGUCGUCGCCGUCCUCCUCCUCCUCCUCCUCCUCCUCCUUCCCGAUCGUUCUGGACGCGCGUGCGAGCUGGAGAGAAGCGUGGCGCCCUUG